Molecule: messenger RNA, 947 nt
Organism: Choloepus didactylus (southern two-toed sloth)
Lineage: Eukaryota; Metazoa; Chordata; Mammalia; Pilosa; Megalonychidae
Gene: POLD4
Product: DNA polymerase delta 4, accessory subunit
Exons: 4
Coding region: 188-760 (190 amino acids)
Biological process (GO): DNA synthesis involved in DNA repair; DNA-templated DNA replication
Cellular component (GO): delta DNA polymerase complex
Molecular function (GO): DNA-directed DNA polymerase activity
Source: RefSeq, a predicted model, not a curated record
AGCCUACGGGGGUGGGGAAGAGUCGUCAUUCCCUGGAACCAGCGGACUUCCUCUCUCCGAUCGUCUGGGUCAUCCCGUCUGCCCGCCGCUGGCCCCAUCUCUCUCCCUCUGCAGCUGUCCCUCUCGCGCCCGCUGCCUCUCUUCUUCCCCGCAGUCGCCUCCUUCUCCGCCUGCCUGGGUGGCCGCCAUGGGCCGGAAGCGGCUCAUCACUGACUCCUACCCCGUAGUGAAGAGGGGGGAGGGCCCCGCCGGGCACAGCAAGGGGGAGCUGGCACCAGAGCUAGAGGAGGAGCCCCAAGCCCCGGACGUGGACGAAGCGGAGCUGGAGCUGCUGAGGCAGUUUGACCUGGCCUGGCAAUAUGGUCCUUGCACAGGGAUCACACGGCUUCAGCGCUGGCAUCGGGCACAACAGAUGGGCCUGGACCCUCCUCCAGAGCCUCUGGCAUCACUACCCACUUUGAGGUGCCACCUGGGACCUCCUGCCUUUAGCGGGCCUGCAAGCCACCCAAGAGCCUCAGGAUACAUGGGAGAGCCAGCUACUCUGCCGUGGAGGAACAUCUGGCAGGAAGGAGUCUCUCAGGGAAGGGAACAGGCUGAAUCUGGAGGUGUCCAUGGCUCAGUCUCUCCACCUAAACAGCAGUCUCCAGGAGGCCAUCUUGGAGCCCACGCAGCUGAAGCUGAAGGUUCUCCUGGACAGAGAAUGGUCUUCAAGGGCAAGGACCUGGCCGUGACCCUACUGCCACAUCCCUCCCUGACCUAAACACUGGGGUUCCUGGGGACCAGCUGGCAAGUCAGGCACAGCCUUGGCAGAACAAGACUCAGGCAGAUGAUCCAGGAGGCACAGCUGUACUCCUCACCUAAGGCUGGGACUCUAGGGCAGAGGAUGGCUGAGCUCACGGGGCAAGGGGUUCACAAAUACUUAUCAAUAAAGAGCACUGAGCCUGGAA